GUGCGUGACCUGGUUACCGUGGUGAUACCACUUCGUGAGGUGGUACUGGUAGAGAAGGUUGACAAUGCAGCCAGUGGUGAAUUAGGAACUGAUGCCUUGGUGGUCACUACUAAGGGGAAGAACAACUUCAUAUUCUCUCAGCUUCCUGUACGAGAGUUUAUUCUGCAGAAGCUUUCGGAUUUCUUGUCCAGAGUUGAGGAGCCCUCAGACAAGAGUCCUUCAAGACAGAACUCAGCCUGUGAUAGUGUCACUAGUGUCACCAGUUCUCCAGCUGAUGACAUCCAGUUCCAGCCAGCUUUGGUCAGCUUGUUUCACAGGAGGCAUUCAGAUGAAUUGUCUGCGAGAGAAACUGUCAAAGAACAUCUAUGGGAUGUUCAUUUCUCAGAAUACGGCAGGGGUGUAUGUAUGUACAGAACCCACAAGACCCAGGACCUUAUUUUACAAGGACUGCCAGAAAAGUUUAGAGGGGAGAUCUGGAUGCUGUUUUCUGGUGCCAUAAAUGAGAUGGCUACAAAUAAAGGUUAUUAUAGAAACAUGGUAGAACAAAGCCUUGGGAAGUACACUCUAGCUAAUGAUGAGAUAGAGAGAGAUCUUCACAGGUCACUGCCUGAACAUCCUGCCUUCCAGUCUGAUCUGGGAAUCAGUGCUCUGAGGCGAGUGUUAACUGCUUAUGCCUGGAGAAAUCCUACUAUAGGUUACUGCCAGGCCAUGAAUAUUGUGACCAGUGUACUACUGCUGUAUGUUAGUGAGGAGGAGGCAUUCUGGUUAUUGACGUCCAUUUGUGAGCGACUUUUACCCGACUAUUACAACACCAAAGUGGUCGGGGCAUUGAUCGACCAGCAUGUUUUUGAGGACCUGAUUAAUGAGAACCUCCCAGCCCUGCAUCAGAAGUUAGAGGUCCUGGGUCUCCUCAGUAUGAUCUCCUUGUCAUGGUUCCUCACAAUAUUCCUCAGUGUGAUGCCAUUUAACUGUGCAGUCUGCAUAAUGGAUUGUUUUUUCUAUGAUGGAGCCAAGGUUAUCUUUCAAGUGGCCUUGACAAUCCUGGACAAUAAGCAGGAGGAGCUAUUGGAGGCCCGUGAGGAGGGGGAGGCGAUGACCAUACUGAGCUCCUACCUAGAGAACAUCACAAAUAAAGACUCCACAAUGCCCCACAUUGCUCACACUAGCUCCAUGUGUGGAAGUCUCUCAGAGAAGAAAGAGCCCAGUGUUGAUGUGGCUGUUCUGAUAGAUGAUAGCUACAGAAAGUAUGGACACAUAAGUAACGAAGAUAUAGACAAACUUAGACUGAAGUACCGUCUUCGAGUAGUGCAGCAUAUUGAGGACAGCACAAAGAAAAAUGUACUCAGAAGUGUUCAAACCCACACGUUGUUCAAAGGCAAAGAGCUAGAGGAUUUAUUUGUUCUGUUCAAGGAGGAGUAUCUGACCUCAUGUUACUGGAGGACUAGUCAACAACCAGCUGACAUGGGAGACAAAUUUGACCCCUCCCGACCUUACUUUGAGAUGUACAAGGUGGAUUUUGAGCAGUUCAAAACCAUGUACCUAUCUCUCUCUCCUUGGGCCUCAGGACAAAGAGCAGGCCACCUAGCUCUCAGGACAUUUAAGUUUCUGGAUGAUAAUAAAGACAACAUGAUAAACUUCAGGGAGUUUGUUUACGUGCUUGGUGUCAUAUGUAAAGGGGACAUAACUCAGAAGCUGAAGCUGCUCUAUCUCCUUCAUCAGUUACCUCCCCAUGAAUUGGAGAGCAUGCCUACUUCACCCCCAGUGUCUCCAGCUAGUACAAAGACAGAGAGUCCAGAGAAUGCCAUGGAGGCUACAGAUUUCUUUGACAGUGAUACCAGCUCAAUGGAUGCCCUACAAGAUGAAAUAACUCUACCUGGGGAUCCUAUUACAGAAGAAAAAGAUGAGGAAAAGAAGGAAGAAUUAGAAUCAGAAGCCAGUGCAGAAGACCAACCCCAGUCUGAGGCUGCUAGUCAGGAAAAGGACAGCAAUAAGACAGACACACAGGGAGCAGAGAGUGGUGGAUCCAAGAUUGUGGGGAGUGGGCCCUCGGGUGAUGAGGGAUUGGAUAUUAUACAGAAGUCUGUAGAGGGAGGCACAGCCCAGAAAGAAGCAGAGCUUCAAGAGAAUUUAAAGAAGGUAUAUGCAAAGAAAAAGGAACUUAACAGAAGUGACAGUAAAGCGGAGUUCAAGGAUGUACCCAGAAUGUCUCAGGCUCAGUUUAUUGACUUGUGGAGAACACUCUAUGACCUUUUUUCGGAUAAUGAUCAGGAACAACAACUUUAUCAUUCCAUUGCAUCUGUUGGGACGUUGUUAUUAGAAAUGGGAGAAGUUGGUAAAAGAUUCUACCUCCAGAAGUCAGUUUCAGAGAGCAGUACGGGAGAAACCAGCUCCACGGGACUAGAGGGUCUGACAGAGGAAGUAGAGAAGCUCAAAAUGGACCAAUCACAGAGCUCGUCUGAUGAGAGCAAGGAAUCUGUAAAGGAGGAGACAUGUUCGACUCAAAUGGACAGCACAAAACCUGAAGAGGGAUCCUCACCAUACACCAGAAACUCAUAUUCUAAACCUGACUCUGAUUGGUCAAUUAGUUUUGAGCAGAUGGUUGCAUCUUUGCUAACAGAACAGCCAUUGGUCACCUUUUUUGAGAAACAAGUGAAUGUAUCUGAGGCUGUGUCAAAAAUGAGAAACCGUAGGCUCAUAACAAGACAAUCUAGUCACUUUCCAGAAAAGAAAAAGUAAUAUGUAUACACAAAAUUUUACAUGUAUACACAAAAUUUUAGGGUAGAGCAUUCUUACAUUGGGGUCAGGUAAAUGUAGACAUUGCUUCAAUCUAUUUUACAUCAGGCAAUGUAAAUUUACCAGGUUAAUUAAAAAUAUUUAAAAUUAAGUAAUUUUAAUUAAUUAAUAAUUUUAGGGGUACUGAUCUGUGUUUUCCAUUGCAUGCAUGCAAUUUUACUGCUAUAUCGCCUUAAGAUGUACACUGAAUGUGCAAUAAACAUUUGUAUAUGUGGGCAUUUAAAAUGUCAUUGAAAUUUCAAAUGGCAAUAGAAACCACUGAUAGUUUAAAUAAAUGAUGGACCAGGUGUUUAAUCAUCUUAUAUCAUGAUAUUAAAAUAUUAUUGAAUGAUGGUUAACAUGUGAAGCUUUAGGUUAUUGUUCCUUAUUUUUUGUUCCCAAUUAUUUUCAAAAAGUAGAACAUGUUUUAUUAAGGAGAUUUUUUAAAGUAUAUGUUGUGUUUGAUGGGAAAUUGAGUUUGGAUAUAUAUCUUAACUUUACUUUGACUUUAGUUAGGGAAGAGAUGUAAAUGUGAUUAUGAAGAGUGCUUUACAAGUAGGAAUAAAAAAGAAUAAAGAAAAAAAUUAAGAUUUUAAUGAGUGUUUUUAUGAUACUUUCUACACCUUUGCCCUAAUUGUAAAGCACAAUAAAAAAAACCAUGUCUAAAGAAACUCUUGAUUCUUAUUCAUAGGAUGCAGUAAUCUUAUGCAGGGAAAACAAAUUAGCUUCAGCUUGAAAAUGUUUUAUGUUUUGUACCACUCAGAUGUUUGCUUCAAACUUGUGGGAUUUGUUUUUGGACAUUGUAUAUAUAUUUCCUAGAUGAAUGAAACUACUUUGUUCUUCUUACAUAUUUUUUCACCAUUUGAUUUAUACUUUUAAAGUUUCAUUACUAGAUAAACAUUUUCAUGACUCAAUCAGACGUAACUGGCUCAAUGAGAUAUAUACAUUUUUUAUACUGCAUGCAAAACAUAUAUAAAUGCAUUCAUGGUUUUUCUUGAGAUUUUGCAGUAUAAUUGCUCUCUUACAGUGUGACUGACAGGCACUGAAGUAUUUUAUGUGUCCAAGUAGACUUCAUUCUUCCACCAAAACAAAUGAGUUUAUGCUCUCCAUUAGUUGGUUAUCUUAAGCCUUUUGCUUCAUGCAAUUUUCAUUCAAUAUAAAAUACUUAUUUUCAAAAUAUUGAUAUUUGUCUAUAUGGCUAUUCUCAAUAUACCAUAUGACAGUGGUUAAUGCAUUGUUUUGUCUGUGAAAAUUUUAUUAGAAUUAUCUGUACAUGUACAUAUAUCUAUGAAUGUUUUAAAUGUUUUGGGGAUGAAUAAUGUACAUGCACAUGCAAAAUUUAUAAGUGAUAAGUAAAAACCUAUUGUGCAAUAUUAGUGGGUGUAAAACAUCACAAAAUAAAUCAAAGUUUAUCGA
Saccostrea cuccullata (small rock oyster) is the source of this 4188-nucleotide messenger RNA. Its product is annotated as TBC1 domain family member 9-like. The transcript has 19 exons. Gene Ontology annotation, molecular function: calcium ion binding. NCBI's taxonomy places the organism in Eukaryota, Metazoa, Mollusca, Bivalvia, Ostreida, Ostreidae. The record is from RefSeq and is a predicted model, not a curated record. The annotation marks the transcript as partial.